CCAGCGCUUCACAUAAACAUACGUGUCUCCGCCUAGACUGACGAACUCACCUACAUGUUUUGUUGAACUCUUUCACUGGGCUAUCUAGAAGACGUCAAACCUCCGUAGAAAUCGAGCAAAAGAAAAUCCGGAGUGACCGAAACACGAGGAACAAGAAUGGUUCUGGGGUUGUUGCUGACGGCUGUUGCUGCUAUUGCGGCUUCGCCGCCUGUCCAAGUGUCCUUACGGACGUCGUGGCCAGCAUCGCCUUUUCUCAUCGAAGUCAUCGAAACAGUAGCCCUCGAAUCUCCUGCAUCCUUCUUCCCGUUCCUCGAUUGUGUAACCGACCCCAAUGAACUCGUACAUUCCCAAAAAUCGGUCCCAGAGGCAGUUUAUAAAUCCAGUCUUGCACUCGCCGUAUCUCAUGGCUUUUUACCUGAUCCCGGUGCUCUUGCGGCUGUGGAAAUGAAUUUAGCACUUCAUGCGGCAUCCCCCAAGAUUCAGGCUUUCUAUCAUUAUUAUAAUACCACCAACAGCGAGAGAGAGGUGGAGUGUGGGUCCUGGGUUGAUUGGUAUGGGACGACAGUGUGCGACGUUGAAACACUUGCACAACUUGCAGGGGUAGAAACGAUAGAUCCGUCAGAGAAGCCCGAUUCUAAGAGUACCUUGAAUAGACCUAAAGUUCUGCCCUUUGACCACAUAUACCCUCUUCCAUCCCUCGGCGAUACAACUCCACCUCGCACUGCGAUCCUAUAUGCAUCUCUUCAGUCUUCCAACUUUCGCGAGUUACACGAGUAUCUUUACAAGUUAGCAAGGCGCACGGACGGACCGCCUUUAGUGGAGUACAUCCUGAGGCACAUACCACCAAACGUACCUCAGGGUGGAUAUUUAAAGACCUAUUUGUCGGGAUACAGCGUUGCACUUGAUCUGAAACAAAUGGAUUAUCUUGCCUUAGAUGACAGACAUUUAAAAAAGCAGGGCGCGAACGCAAAUAACGGAAAUGGGGUGGAUGACAUCAAUACUUUUGACCCCAUACCCAACCUUAUUAAUGCGUAUCCUGAACCCGACCCUCAACAGAUGGAAACCGUGUCCUCUUCUGAGGACACCUCCGGUUCGGUGAAAGAAAGGGAAAAAGAGGCAAUUGCUUCCCUUGGUCUGCAAGCCGCGCAAUUGCUAUAUGACGCCGCGUCGAGUCACAAUCCUAUCCAAGUACUCACUCGGCUAUCCCAGAACUUCCCCAAAUAUCUACCAUUACUCAAUGGUCCGAAUGGUCCGCGGAUUCAGAUUUCCUCUGAACUUGCCGAAGAAAUCCAUAACAACCAGCUGCGUGCUCAACCGGGAGGAAAUGUGAUGUGGAUAAACGGACAAAUGAUACAGGACGGGGAGGUCAAUCCGUUCGGAUUAUUGAAGAUCUUACAGAAAGAGAGGGCGAUAAUCAAAACACUAACAUCGUUUGCUUUGGGCGAGAAGAAUGAGAGGUGGCUGGGUAACGGGCAGGCAAUAGAGUUGUUAACGCAUAAGAAAAUUGCGGUGGCACAGGACACGAGCGGGAGCGGCGCGGUUGUCGAUGGCUUGGUAGAUGUAAGCGAUCGUCCAGAACGAGAGGGAACCGUAGUCGUCUGGUGGAAUGAUCUUGAAAAGGACUCCAGGUACACACGAUGGCAGCCCUCGAUUCACGGUAUCCUACAACCGCUCUAUCCCGGUCAGUUCCCCUCUGUGAAACUGAACCUCUUUAAUGUCGUCCUCGUACUCGACCUAUCGAAAACAUCAUCCGUCAACUUUCUCGUGGGGGCCGUAAGUAACAUCAUACAGAAGGGUUUCUCGUUUAGAUGGGGUAUCGUUCCGUUUACAGCUUCCGAACCUGGAAUGAAAAUGGCAAGGUUGUUCUAUUACUUAGUCCAAAAUCAUGGACGGAAGAAUACCAUGGAAAUGUUGAGAAAGGUCUCACAACUACAAAUACCUCCAGACAGCCAGACCCCUUCCGUCAACUGGAAAGAUGUUCGAAGUGCAUUUGCAGACUUGAUGGCCGACUCAGACCCAGAGAAAGUUGUCGAUUUCGAACAACUUCUGAGCGGGAAGUCCUUGGAAGGAAGUGAAAUGUUAGACAAAAUACAGGUGUCUAUCGUAAAGUCCAACGACUACGCAAGGAGAUUGGGCCUAGAGGAGAAUGGUGGAAAGGGACAUGCAUUCGUGAAUGGGAGAUACUUUGAGAUGGGCGAUAGCUUCUUGAAUCAAAUGCAGGUCGAAUCCAGGGGUCAACUACAGUACCUUCAAGAACAGCUUUACGAGGGACACAUCGUUCAGCCAUCUCCUGACCCAGAUGACCCGGAGAAGAAGCCUUUCUCUAUGUCAAACUUCUUCAAUGAUCUGCCCACUACAUCAAAGAGGAGAAACAAGUAUAUUGUGCCUCCCUCCGCCGACAAGCUGAAACUGGUGAAUCUCCCCGAAGUUGUCGAACGGUCGGAAUGGAUGAUUCCGAAGGGCGGUUAUAUCUAUCCCGGAGGAUCUGAACUUCUUCCCCUCACGGUAUACGUCAUUGCGGAUUUCAACAAGCAUGAUGGACUGUCGUUUCUUAAGGAGGCCUUGUUGAGCGUUGAAGCCGAUUCUCCAGCCCGUAUUUCGUUUAUACACAACCCCGUCAACCCGGUCAUUCCUGAGACGCUGAAAUCCCCUCCCAUGUCUGCGUUCUUUUCGCAUCUGAUAUUCAACGAAAAGCUGGAAAGCAUAACUCCCAACACCCUGUUAACUGCACUAGGAUUUGGUGAUGAAGUAGGAGAUGACCCGGAACAAGUCCCUGUAACGCAAGGUGAACAGAUGCGUGCCAUCUUGGGGGAUGUUAGACCACACCAGCUAGAUUACUUCAAUCAUACCAAAUAUGUUGACAUGGGCAGGAGGUUUCUCAAAGGGUUGGGAGUAAACCCUGGUGACAAAGGUGUAGUCAUCAACGGAAGAGUCAUAACACCUUUGGGGCACAAUGAUUUCCGAGCGGAUGAUUUCCAAGCGUUGCAGGUGUACGAAUUGCGAAAGAGAGUGAAGCCCGUCGUCGAGGCUUUGGAGGACGUCAAGGGUGAGCUGCGGUCCAAUGAUAGAGCGUCCCUUUCCGAUCUCAUUUCCAUGAUUUCCUCGUUUAUCGCUGCCAUUCAAUUGCCGGAUCCAAGCGAAGUGGGCUUGUUUGAUGCACCCCAGAGGCCGAGAUCAAGACACUACCAGAAGCUGGAGGGUGAAUAUACCUGCUUCGAAUAUGGUGAUAACGCGACAGCGGUUUACCAGGUCGCGGCGUUGCUGGAUCCUUUGAGUGAGACUGCACAGAGGUGGUCGAGUCUUCUGGAGUGGAUCUCAAACAUCCCUGACAUUUCGAUUGAAAUUCGAUUGAACCCUGCGAGAUAUAAUGAGGUGCCGCUCAAGAGGUUUUUUAGAUACAACCUCCGACCAUCAUUGACUUUUGGUGAAGACGGGUACGAGAUUCCUGCACAGACCGUCUUAGAUGGUUUGCCAAUCGAACCGAUCUACACUCUUGCGAUCGACACACCCUCGUCGUGGCUCGUCAGGCCUCGCGAAGCGCUGUACGACCUCGAUAAUAUUCAGUUGAAUCACCUUGCACCCGAGGAUAACAACGUCGAUGCUAUCUUUGAGCUGGAUUAUCUUGUUGUGGAAGGUCAUGCCAGAGACACGAAUACGAACGCCCCUCCACGCGGUGUCCAACUACAACUGACAAGUGGUAACGCGACCGAUCCCAUUCCGAUCGACGAUACGCAAGUUGUGGCCAACCUUGGAUACUUCCAGUUUAAAGCUACGCCUGGCGUGUUCCGAUUAGGUAUCAGAGAAGGAAGAGGUCGGGCUAUAUUUGAGAUGGAGAGUGUUGGGAAUGAAGGGUGGGAUAGUCCUAGUGUAGCUGAAGUUGGAGACGAGAUUACAGUCACGAGCUUUGAAGGGCUGACCUUGUAUCCGAGGUUUUCGAGGGAAAAAGGGAUGGAGAAGGUGGAUGUUCUGGCUGAGGGCGACGAUGAAGAAGAUGAGGGUUUUGUCGGUAAUUUUGUCAACAGUAUCAAAUCGAUCUUCAGUCCAAAGGAAACCUCGCUCAGUGUCGUCCAUGGAAGUGAACAAGCAGAAAUCAACAUUUUCACAGUUGCUUCUGGACUCUUAUACGAGCGUUUCGUUGGAAUCAUGAUUUUGAGUGUUCUCAGGAACACCAAGAGCACCGUCAAGUUCUGGUUCAUCGAGAACUUCCUUUCCCCCUCUUUCCUCGAAUUUAUACCACAUCUGGCUUCAGCCUACAACUUCCAGUACGAGUUGGUCACUUACAAAUGGCCAUCCUGGCUGCGCGCGCAAAAGGAAAAGCAACGUAUCAUCUGGGCAUACAAGAUCCUAUUCUUGGACGUCUUGUUUCCAAUGGAUCUGGAACGGGUCAUUUUCGUUGAUGCAGAUCAGAUUGUCAGAGCGGAUUUGAAGGAGCUUGUUGAUUUGGAUUUGAAAGGCGCGCCGUACGGAUACACGCCGAUGGGAGAUGAUAAUUAUGAUAUGGAAGGGUUCAGAUUUUGGAAGACAGGGUAUUGGAAGGACUUUUUGCAGGGAAAACCGUAUCAUAUCAGUGCCCUAUACGUCGUAGACUUGGUGCGGUUCCGAAAGAUUGCUGCGGGAGACAUCCUUCGUGGGCAAUAUCAGGCUCUGUCUGCAGACCCCAACUCGCUUGCUAAUCUUGACCAAGAUCUACCCAACAAUAUUCAGCGUGAAGUUCCGAUUUUCUCGCUACAUGAAGACUGGUUAUGGUGCGAAACCUGGUGCAGCAAAGAUCGUCUUCAUAGGGCGAAAACGAUAGACUUAUGUCAAAACCCAUUGACGAAAGAACCAAAGCUUUCUAGAGCUCGCCAAAUUCCCGAAUGGGAAGAAUACGACAGCGAAAUUGCCAGGUUCGCGAGAAAACUGGCGGAAGAGGGAAAGAUCAAGUCAAGAAUUGCGGCAGCGGAUGCUAAUGUUCUGGCCAAUGCUGGGUCUUCUGGAAAAGAAGUGACGGAGAAGGAAGGCGUUGACCAUACCUCUGAAAAGAUUGAAAAGGGGGUUGAUGGUGAAACUCCGAAAGAUGACACCAACGAGGCACCGAGAGACGAGUUGUAGACGGAAAGGUUGAAUAACUAUUUCAUAUUUUUAAUACGGUGGUUUGAAAGUGAUUUAUGUGAUACUGGUAUUAUUUCUACGAAGCACCAGGUGUUAUGUAAACGGAUAAAGCGAUGGUCAGACUCGA
Messenger RNA from Marasmius oreades (fairy-ring Marasmius), 5218 nucleotides. RefSeq lists its product as uncharacterized. Gene Ontology annotation, molecular function: UDP-glucose:glycoprotein glucosyltransferase activity. NCBI's taxonomy places the organism in Eukaryota, Fungi, Basidiomycota, Agaricomycetes, Agaricales, Marasmiaceae. The record is from RefSeq and is a predicted model, not a curated record. Gene Ontology annotation, cellular component: endoplasmic reticulum. Bases 157 to 5091 code for a protein of 1644 amino acids. The transcript has 25 exons.